Messenger RNA from Danio aesculapii, 2060 nucleotides. It is a transcript of the gene uevld, whose product is annotated as UEV and lactate/malate dehyrogenase domains. The record is from RefSeq and is a predicted model, not a curated record. Gene Ontology annotation, molecular function: oxidoreductase activity, acting on the CH-OH group of donors, NAD or NADP as acceptor. Lineage: Eukaryota; Metazoa; Chordata; Actinopteri; Cypriniformes; Danionidae. Gene Ontology annotation, biological process: carboxylic acid metabolic process; protein modification process; protein transport.
CUGAGCUCAAAUGUGUUUGCGGAAUAGUUUCAUUUCACAACCGAGUUUAAGAUUCAACAGCUCGGGUAUUCACCGGUUUUACUGCACUCGGAUAAGUCUUAAACAGCCACUAUGGAUGUAAAUUCUGAACCUGUAAGGAAAGUUCUCUCCAAGUAUAAGUUUCGUGAUGUUGCUGUUGAAGAGUUACAAAAACUUUCUCGCGUCUACCCUGAUAUGAAAUUAACUGGAACUUAUACAUUUAGUGACAGUUUACAGAAGGAUCUGCUCAAACUAGUUGGAAAUAUCCCGGUCGUAUAUCAAGGGCGCUCUUAUAACCUUCCCAUCCUGCUUUGGCUUUUGGAUUCCUUUCCGUUCACGCCUCCAAUCUGCUACCUGAGACCUACAUCCAACAUGGUCAUUCGAGAGGGUAAACAUGUUGAUUCGAAGGGCAGAAUACACCUGCCAGCCUUGCACAACUGGGACCAUCCAAAGUCUUCUGUGAAUGCUCUUCUGGCAGAAAUGAUCGCAAAAUUUGAAGAGGAACCUCCACUGGGAACCAAAUCUUCAGCACAUGGCGACAGUCCCAGCAAUCUACUUGAUUAUGUGUCAAAUCUUACAAUUACUGAAGGUGGAAAUCGACCUGAUCAAGAGGUUAAAGUGUCUGUGAUUGGCGGGGGAGAUCUGGGAAUAGCUGCUGUAUUGACUGUAAUGUCAUUCUUUGCGUCACAGAGCUGUGUCGACAAACUGGUUUUGAUUGACAUACCUGAGAACUCAACCAAAGGAGGCACAAUGGAUUUGGAGAUUUUCAGCUUACCAAAAGUUGAGGUCUCAAAAGACCUGUCAGCUUCAGCAGGAUCUAAGGUAUUGGUCAUCACAGCAAAUGCCUGGAGUGAUGAGCAGUCUUAUCUGAGUGUAGUGCAGACUAAUGUGGACAUGUAUAGAGGCAUAAUCCCUCGUCUCGCUCAGCUGAGUCCAAAUGCUGUCCUGGUCAUUGCUUCUCAACCAGUAGACGUUAUGACACAUGUUGCCUGGAGACAAAGUCAUCUUCUGCCAACUCAAGUGAUCGGUGUGGGCUGUAAUCUGGACUCAGAGAGGCUUUCUCACAUUAUCAACAUUUCACUAGUGGCUAAUAACACUGGCAAGCAGGCCUGGGUCAUUGGAGAACUCUCGGAGAACAAGGUGGCAGUAUGGGGUAAUAUGGGACCAGGAACUGACCAAUUGCAAGCGUUAACCUCAGUGUCCAACUCCACCAAACCCUUAAUGGACAGAGCGUUAGAGAUGAUCAAGGGAAGAGGCCAAAGAUCAUGGUCUGUUGGGUUGUCGAUUGCUGACAUCACCCACAGCGUUGUAACCAAUCAAAAGAAAGUACAUUCCGUCACAACACUGGCUGAGGGUUGGGGUGGAAUCGGUUCCAAAGUGUUCCUCAGCUUGCCGUGCAUCCUCGGCGAAACGGGCUCUACUCGAUUACCAGGAGUGGCUUUAGGAUCAGAAGAUGAAAUGAAGCUGAGGGAAAGUGUGGCAUGUCAGGUCAAUCUCUUCAUGCAGCUAAGAUUGUAACUUAAUCACCUCUUUAAGUGGUACAUUUGCUCUGCAGGCUCUGCUAAAUUCACACCUUUAAGAACACUUAUUUUAUGAGGGGUGAGUUCUUGAAGGACAUUGAAGACCCUUCCAGCAAUGCAUACUAAUAUUUACACAGCAGUAGCACUAAAGACUUAUGAAGCAUUAUGCAAAAUAUCCUUGCACUUCAAUACUGUUUACAACACAAACUAUAUAGAUGCAAUCCUUUUGCUAUAUAACUUAUUGGCUGGUUAUCUGUUCAAACGGUGCCUUUAUGGAUGUUCAUAUUAUGGUAAAUGGUUAAAUUAUGGUUGUGUGGUACAAAGCUAUUACUGAUCAGGCAAAAGGCACGGGUUCUUGCUGUGCUUUAAUGCAAGCGAUUGUAUAUUUUAAUUUCUAAAAAAAAAAAGAUUCCUGACCUAUAUUUUAUAUUUUAUUAUUGUGUCAUGUACUGUACCUCGGAAUGUGAAAUCAAGAAUUAAAGAUUGCAAUAAUGUAAAUAUUAAAAUAAACACUUAAAUUUA